This is a messenger RNA of Clupea harengus (Atlantic herring), 1448 nucleotides long. It is a transcript of the gene marc1, whose product is annotated as mitochondrial amidoxime reducing component 1. Gene Ontology annotation, biological process: nitrate metabolic process. The record is from RefSeq and is a predicted model, not a curated record. Gene Ontology annotation, cellular component: mitochondrial inner membrane. Gene Ontology annotation, molecular function: pyridoxal phosphate binding; molybdopterin cofactor binding; nitrate reductase activity. NCBI's taxonomy places the organism in Eukaryota, Metazoa, Chordata, Actinopteri, Clupeiformes, Clupeidae.
ACGGAGUUGGGCAAUUGGUGCUAAAAGUUUCUCAUUAGAGUUCAGGAGUUAGAGGAUCUCUGGUGCGCAUUUUAAAGCAUGGAACUCAAAGAAACCGUGUUAAAAGCGUUUGAGCAAAACAGAAAAGCCGUGCUCUACACGAUCGGGGCGGGUGUUGCAGUCCUUGGAUUGGGGCUCGGAUACAAGUACAUACGGAAACCAAAAAAGUUAACUCAGGUUGGCGUUGUUUCACAGCUUAUCCUUCAUCCCCUCAAAUCCGGGAAAGGACUGCAAGUGGCUACAGCAGAAUGUCUGCGAAUGGGUCUGAAAUAUGGAGAACUCCGUGAUCGACACUGGCUCGUAACCACCGAGGACGGACAGAUGGUGACAGGGCGACAGGAGCCUCGCCUGGUGUUGGUGUCAAUGACGGCAGAGGGAGGUGACCUAUGCCUUAACGCCCCUGAUAUGGAGGAACUAAGAGUUCCACUGGGUCAGCCUAACAAUAACAUAAUUAACUGUAGGGUGUUCAGCGCUGACAUCCAAGGUAGAGACUGUGGGGACGAGGUCUCUCGCUGGCUCACGCGUUACCUCGCCGCAGGCAAGACUUUCCGUAUGGUCCACUAUGAGCCCGAGAUGAAGCCCAGGAUGAGUGUGAAGAUAGAGUCACCCUUUCCUGCAGAUGAGGAGGUGGCAUACCCUGACACAGCAGCUGUCAUGCUGCUGUCUGAAGCCUCUGUGAAGGAUCUGAGCAGCAGGCUGGAUAAGGAUGUCACUGUGUCUCGAUUCCGUCCCAACAUUGUUGUCAGUGACUGUGAGGCCUUCGGUGAGGAUUCUUGGGAUGAACUCCAGAUUGGGAGUGUGAGGAUAAAGCGGGUCAUGGCAUGUGGAAGGUGCAUUUUCACCACAGUGGACCCUGAAACUGGAAUCAUCAACAGGAAGGAGCCGUUGGACACACUGAAAAGUUACCGUCAGUGCGACCCAUCACAGAAGAAGAUAUAUAAAACAUCACCUCUGUUUGGACAGUACUACAUUGUCAAACAGACUGGGAUCCUUCAUGUUGGCGAGCCUAUCUACAAGAUAAGCUACUAAAAUAAUCAUAAAUGUGUGCACUAUUAGAUUAGUGCUACUUUGAACAUGUCAGUGUCAAUAGUUAUCAUGUGCCUUUUGUUUUCACUUAUGACUAAUUGACUCUGAUGACCUGGUUGACUUGAUGAAGGUGAUUUAAUUUAGUUUAAUCAAGUUGUUCACUAAUGACCACUCUGUCUAAUAGUUGUCAUGGGUGCUAGCACAUUGUAGGUUAUGCUAUAAUUUUUUGCAAAGAGAAAGAACAUAAACUAAUUUAUUUCCCACAGCAAGUUAGUUCCCGAAUACUUGAUUGUGUUAUCCAAGGGCACAAUGCAUUCUCCUCUGUAAUGUAUUUUUGGGUGAGCCUCAUCUAAUAAAGGGACAGUACACCCCCAAACUAUAAA